Paramecium octaurelia is the source of this 370-nucleotide messenger RNA. NCBI's taxonomy places the organism in Eukaryota, Ciliophora, Oligohymenophorea, Peniculida, Parameciidae. The record is from the annotation of a GenBank genome assembly.
AUGGCCUCUCAAGCUAUUCCUAAAGAUUUGUAUACUUAUACAAAUGAUGAAAGGUUGAAUGUCCAUUUCUAUCAAAAAUAGUCUAUAGUUAAUGAUUUAUGCGAUUAAAGGAAAUCAUGUUUGCAAGGAAUAGAGAAAGAGUUUUAAUUUAUGCAGAUCUACUCCACUUGGAAAAUAUGUAGAACCAGAAUUUUGUAAAGACAAUGCUAUGACACUAGUCGAUUGCUUUUUAAAAGUGUAAUAUAUUGCAUUCAUUUAAUUAUGUAGAUAAAGAAAUGGCAAAUGUAACUACUCCUUUUAGAAAGUAUUUGACAUCGCUAAAACAGGUUAGUAUGCAUAGGAAAGUCUGGAAGAUUAUUUGAAAUGUUGA